Molecule: messenger RNA, 216 nt
Organism: Funneliformis mosseae
Lineage: Eukaryota; Fungi; Glomeromycota; Glomeromycetes; Glomerales; Glomeraceae
Source: the annotation of a GenBank genome assembly
AUGAAGACACUUUAUUAUAGUAGCGCUCAACAAGCUGUAUACUGGAAGAGGGACCCAGGCGUAGGCACUAAAAGCCGCAUUGAGCGAGUUAUAGUGAGUAUCCCGCAAUCCUCAAAUCCAAACAUCGAAACGCAGGGCCGACCAUACGAGCGUAGGAUACAAGUCUUGUUCGGUAUACUGGAAGAGGGACCCAGGCGGCCGACCAUACGAGCGUAG